AACGAAACUGUCAUCGAGAUUCCUGCACCGCAAAGUUCUGCAUCCGCGAUUACCGAUUUCACUAGUUUUUUACGGAAAUAUUCUUGCUAAAUUGAUCGAUUUCUCUCGUACGACACCUUACAAUAACUGUUAAUAACGAUGGCACUGCCGUUCAACUCCAAAUUUAUCACAAACCGCUUAUUGCUUAACAAAUGUUGCAACAUCUGGUGGAGACCUUACGUGAGUGGUCCCUCGGAUGGAGGUCGGGCCAGCAAUCCGGAAGGUCCUACCGUUAACAUUCCUUCAAAAGAGGUGGUAACAGCGCUGCCUCCGCUUUCGGAACCGAUUCCGGAUCUUCCACCGGUUCAGUAUGCUAGACCCGGGGAUCAGAAGAAUGUUACCCAGGUUACUCGAUUGGCCAAUGGUUUGAGGGUUGCUUCCGAGAACCGUUUCGGUCAGUUUUGUACCGUUGGGGUUGUCAUAGAUAGUGGUCCACGUUUUGAGCUGGCCUAUCCGAGCGGAGUUUCCCAUUUUCUGGAGAAGUUGGCCUUCCAAUCGACGCAAGCGUUCAGCGAAAAGGAUGUCAUCUUCAAAGAGCUGGAGAAGCAUGGAGGAAUCUGUGAUUGUCAAAGCUCUCGAGACACUUUUGUCUAUGCGGCAUCUGCCGACAGUCGGGGUCUGGAGUCGGUCAUUCGAAUUCUGGCUGACGUGGUGCUUCGGCCCCGGUUGACUGCCCAAGAAGUGGACAUCGCUAGGCAGACGAUCAAGUUCGAGCUGGAAACGCUGGGAAUGCGCCCGGAACAGGAACCGAUCCUGAUGGAUAUGAUCCAUGCGGCCGGAUUCCGGGAUAACACUCUUGGCUUUCCCAAACUGUGUCCGGCCGAAAAUGCUGAGAAAGUCGAUCGGAAUGUGCUGCUGUCCUAUCUGAGACAUCAUCACACCCCGGAGCGUAUGGUUUUGGCUGGUGUCGGUGUUCCCCACGACGAGUUGGUUCGUUUGGCGGAACGUUUCUUCCUGGAAGGUUCUCCAACCUGGGAGGCAGAGAAGAUCGCUUCGAAGGACCCGACUGGGGUUGACACUUCCGUAGCCAUGUAUACCGGUGGUUCCAAGCUGGAAGAAUGUGCAAUUCCUGUGUACGCAGCCGUGGGUUUGCCGGAACUGGCCCACGUAGUUAUAGGACUGAAUGGUUGCUCCCAUCAGGAUAAAGAUUUCAUCGCAGCAUGUGUGCUAAAUAUUAUGAUGGGAGGAGGAGGUUCUUUCUCGGCUGGUGGUCCCGGUAAGGGAAUGUACACUCGGCUGUACACAAAUGUGCUGAACCGUUAUCAUUGGAUGUACAGUGCCACCGCUUACAAUCACGCCUACGGAGAUUCGGGACUUUUCUGUAUCCAUGCCACGGCUCCGCCAACGCAUGUCCGCAACUUGGUAGAGGUAAUCACCAGGGAGCUUUACACAAUGCAAUCUCGACCGGGCGAUCAGGAAUUGCGCCGUGCCAAAACGCAACUCCAAUCGAUGUUGCUGAUGAACUUGGAGGCUCGUCCCGUCGUUUUCGAAGAUAUCGGUCGACAGGUCCUGGCUACCGGUGAGAGGAGACGACCGGAAUACUUCAUCCAGGAAAUCGAAAAAAUUACCGCCGAAGACAUCCAGAAUGUGGCCAAGCGGUUCCUAGCGUCGCCCCCAUCGUUGGCAGCCCGCGGUGAAAUAAAGGGCAUUCCGGACGUCAAAGACAUACAGACUGCACUUUCCGGCGAGGGUCGGCUACCGGGCAACCGAAGGCUGUCGCUGUUCCGGUAAAAUGCGCGGGCUGCAGCAGUGAUCGCAUCUAUUUUCGUUUUAAAACUGUGAGUACUCCCUCUUAGCGUUAGUUGAUUGAACCUCCUUGUGAAAGAUUAUGUGCUUUGUGUUAACAACGAAAUUUAUCACCCGAGGAGAGUAACAACAAGUCCAUCAAAUGGAGAUUUGUUUUGUAAUGAUAAAAUAUAUUAGGGUCUCUUUAGUCAAGCUGAA
Uranotaenia lowii is the source of this 1983-nucleotide messenger RNA. RefSeq names its product mitochondrial-processing peptidase subunit alpha. Gene Ontology annotation, cellular component: mitochondrion. NCBI's taxonomy places the organism in Eukaryota, Metazoa, Arthropoda, Insecta, Diptera, Culicidae. Gene Ontology annotation, molecular function: metal ion binding; metalloendopeptidase activity. The transcript is spliced from 4 exons. The record is from RefSeq and is a predicted model, not a curated record. Bases 139 to 1770 code for a protein of 543 amino acids.